CCUAGGAAAGAGAAUGCUCCCAGGAAUGAACACGUUCCCAGGAAGGGAAAUAUUCCUAGGAAAGAGAAUGCUCCCCGGAAAGAAAGUGCCCCCAGGAAAGAAAGUGCUCCCAGGAAUGAACACGUUUCCAGGAAGGGAAAUAUUCCUAGGAAAGAGAAUGAUCCCAGGAAAGAAAGUGCUCCCAGGAAAGAAAGUGCUCCCAGGAAAGAAAGUGCUCCCAGGAAAGAAAGUGCUCCCAGGAAUGAGCACGUUCCCAGGAAA
Messenger RNA from Trichoderma virens Gv29-8, 261 nucleotides. RefSeq lists its product as uncharacterized. The record is from RefSeq and is a predicted model, not a curated record. The annotation marks the transcript as partial. Lineage: Eukaryota; Fungi; Ascomycota; Sordariomycetes; Hypocreales; Hypocreaceae. The transcript has a single exon.